This is a messenger RNA of Sphaeramia orbicularis (orbiculate cardinalfish), 4407 nucleotides long. RefSeq names its product FA complementation group I (gene fanci). The record is from RefSeq and is a predicted model, not a curated record. Lineage: Eukaryota; Metazoa; Chordata; Actinopteri; Kurtiformes; Apogonidae. Bases 128 to 4105 code for a protein of 1325 amino acids. Gene Ontology annotation, molecular function: DNA polymerase binding. The transcript is spliced from 38 exons. Gene Ontology annotation, biological process: DNA repair.
CAGCGGCGGGAAAUUCACAAACAUUAUGAAAGUGUUAUGUGAGACUUUGGAGGCUUGGCUCUUUCACACGGGUAAAUGUAACAAAACUGGACGUUUUUAGACGAUUGACAAGCGCAGGUUGAUCAUCAUGGAGGCUCAAAUGGAUAAAAUUGUGUCACUGUCAGAUGGAGACAGUACUGUCGAACUCCAGAAGUACCUUUCCUCCCUUACAGAUGACCAGCUGAUCACUGUAAUUACUAAUAAAGCACUGAGUGGCAAGAAGGUUGGUGUUAUGUUUAAGGGCAUAUUUAAAGGCUCCCCACCCACUUCCACUGAAGGGGCAAAACGUAGACUUCUACUUUACCAACACUGCAUCCCCCUGUGUGAAUCUGGAGACCUACAGACUGAGGUAGCUUCAGAUAUCAUUGGACUGCUGAUGCUGGAGACCCAUACACUGUCUGGACCUUCUCUUGCACAACUCGCAACUCUUUUUGUUGAUGCCAUUAAAGUGGGAAAAAUGGGCAACGGGAAAUCCCUGGAACUGUUUCCUACUGUACUUACUGCCCUUGCAGCCUGUGAAGCUCUGUCUUAUGGCAAAGGAGAACUCUCUGGGGAGGAAUACAAGAAGCAACUCAUCAACAGCCUCUGCUCAAGCAGAUGGGACCCACAAUGUGUUAUUCACUUAACAACCAUGUUCAGGGAUGUACCGUUGUCACCAGAAGAGCUGCAGUUUCUGGUGGAGAAAGUGCAGAGGAUGUUCAUCAAAUUAGAUCUACAGGAAAUUCCACCUCUAGUUUACCAGUUACUGCUUUUAUCUGCAAAGGGUUGUAAGAAACUGGUCCUGGAUGGGAUCAUCAGUUAUUUUAAAGAACAAGAUCUUAGUCAGGAAGAAGAGCAAAAACACGGAGAGAGCUUGGAUCUGGAGGUUCAGUCCAUUCCACAGGACCAGUUAAGGCAUGUGGAAGGAACUGUCAUCCUCCACAUAGUCUUUGCUAUACGACUAGACCAUGAACUUGGGAGAGAAUUCCUUAAAAGCUUUAAGACAUCCCAUGGGGACCUGUGCCCCUUCAGUGUCGCCUUGUUACUGUCAGUUGCUCGGAUUCAGCGCUACGAAGAGCAGGUGUUUGACCUUUUGAAGGGGGCGAUCAUCAAAAGCUAUAAGGAUGAGUUGCUGCAGCAGGGGUCCAAAUUCCUGCAAGACCUCAUACCAGGGCACUGCAGUGUGGCUCAGAUGUUAAUAGACACAGUUAAGAACAGCGUGUUUGGAUGGGAUCAUGUGACCCAGGGUUUGGUGCAGCUGGGUUUCUACCUUAUGGAUACAUUUGGACCCAAACCUGGACCGUUUGGCAAGACUGCAGAGGGUUCUGCUACUGUAGCCAGGACCCCAACACAGCAGGCCUGUAAGCUGGGAGGUCAGGUGCUCCUCCAGGGCUUCAAGAUUCACGAGCCUCUCAGGGGUGAGAUACUGGAGCAAGUCCUAAAUCGACUGGUGACAAAAACAGCCUCACCCGUCUCUCAUUACUUAGACCUUUUCUCUGACAUUGUGGUGUCAGCUCCCAUGAUACUCCUUGAGUCGUCUUCGAAGGUGACAGAGACAUUUGACUACCUGUCAUAUUUGCCUUUGGCCACUGUGCAGGGUCUGCUAAAAGCUGUUCAGCCAUUACUGAAGGUCAGUAUGUCGCUGAAAGAUGCUUUGAUUCUGGUUCUUCGUAAAGCUAUGUUUUCCAGCCAACUUGAUGGCAGGAAGUCAGCAGUGACUGGCUUCUUGUUGCUGCUGAAGAACUUCAAAGUGUUGGGGAGCCUGGCCUCAAGUCAGUGUAGCCAGUCAAUCUCCUCCAGCCAGAUUCAAGUGGAUGUUCAUUCUCGAUACAACUCAGCUGCCAACGAGGCGUUCUGUCUGGAGAUUCUCAGCAGCCUGCGUCGCUGCCUGAGUCAGCAGGCUGAUGUGCGCCUUAUGCUCUAUGAGGGUUUUUAUGAUGUUCUUCGUCGUAACUCCCAACUUGCGAGCUCCAUCAUGCAGACACUCCUCUCACAACUGAAGCGAUACUACGAGCCAGAACAAGAUCUCCUGCCUCCAAUAAAACUGGAGCCGUGCAUCACUGCACACAGAGACCAAAUCUACCUCCAGGAGCCUCUGGCCCAUCUGGUGAGCUGCACCAUUCAUUGCCUGCUGUGGCUUCAGAACACGCAGCGAUCGUGUAAUCUUGACAACAGUGAUGAUGAGGAGGAAGAGAAUGAAGGAUACCAAUCUGAACUACAAACCAUCCUGGACAGCAUUACAAGACGAAUGAUCAAGAGUGAGCUGGAGGACUUUGAACUGGAUAAGUCAGCUGAGUUCUCCAUGGGAUCCACUGUGGGAGUGAAGAAUAACAUCUAUGCUGUUCUGGUGAUGGGAGUAUAUGAGGUUCUCAUGGAGUACAACUUCAUCAAGGCCAACUACAGUAAAAGUGGUUUUGAGGAGGUGAUGGAGCUGUUCACCCGCUACCAUAAGAUAUCUGAGAUCCUGAAGGAGAAAUCGGGGAAAGGUCGAGCUCCCUCACAUAAAACACCUCGAAGUUUACUCUCUCUGGGCUUCAUAUCAACUCUCCUCGAAGUGGUCUCCAGAGACAAUACUCAGAGCAGAGAGGAAGCUCUCUCAGUUCUGCGCACAAAUGGAGAAUUUGUGCGAUAUUCACUGUGCGUGGCCGUACAGAAAAUCCAGCAGCUGGAGGAAACUGGACAGACAGACGGCCCAGAUGGAAUGAACACAGACAAGACUUUCCGCUUCCUCCGUGACAUGACAAGUGUGCUGAUGUGGCGGUAUAUCAAAAUCCCCAGUGUGGUGGAGGAUGCAGGUAAGAAGGAGAAGCGCUCCAGCCUGUCCCACCUGUGUCUGGAGGGUCUCCUCCGGAUCUUCACAACCUGCCAGCAGCGUUACUCAGACAAGAUGGCCCAGCUCCUCUUCUCUGCCACGGAGAUCUCUGACAAGGAUGAGGAGCCAGAAGAUGACAAUGCCACAACCUUCUUUUACAUCCGUCAGUUUCAGAGGGCACUGUUCAUUCAGUUAAAUGGUAGAGAAGAGGAAUUCAACAGCAAGGAGGCCCAGCUGUUGGUCAGCAUUUUGAGCGUCCUUUCACGACAGUUAAAUCCCUCUUCCCAGCAGUUUGUUCAGAUGAUCAAGUGGGCUGUUCAAAUCUGCCAGGACACCAGUUUUGAGGAUUCGGCUUUCACCAAGGGGAUGCUCUCUCUGCUCUUCAGCCUUCAUGUUCUCUUCAGGAGUCCUGUGAGCCUGUUGUUGGAACUCUGUCAAGACAUCCACAGCCAGCUGGGAGAUAUCGAUCAGGAUGUGGAGGUGGAAAAACAGACACACUUUGCCGUUGUCAACAUGAAGACGGCUACAACAGCAGCGCUGCUGGUGCUGUCUCAGGUUGACAGAGUGCUCGAUGAAGUGGACUGGCUCAUCGCCAGAAAGAAAAACCAGGGCACCUCUGACAAAUCAGGCAACGGCGAGGCCACCCAGACCACAGGCCAGCAAGAUCCAGUAGAGAAAGCAGUGACAUUGCAACUUGGGACCCUUUUGACUGCACUUAAUGAGCUGGUGCAGACAGCCCUGCUGCCUGGUACAUGCACCAUUACACUGUUAAGACAACUGAGCCGCACAUACACCAUCCUCACCACCCUGGUCAAAUAUUAUAUCCAGGUGUGUUCCAGCCAGAACGGCACACUGCCAGCACGCUUCGAGAAACUGGUCAAGUUGUCUGGCUCCCACCUGACACCACAAUGCUACUCAUUUAUCACAUAUGCACAGAGUGGCGAACUAAGUGGUGGAAGUGCAGAUGACAAGAAGAAAAAGCGAAGGAAUGACGCGAACACUGCAGCCUCUUCAAAACUCCUGCGUGAGAUGAAGGUCAUUCCUAAUCUGAUCUUCAGCAUUGAACAGUAUGAAAAAUACCUCAUCACACUCUCAAAGAAGUCAAAGGUGAAUCUGAUGCAGUACAUGAAGCUGAGCACUUCGAGAGACUUCCGUAUCAAUGCUGCCACUCUGGAUGCAGCUCUGCAGGAACAGGAUGACAGCCAGCAGACAACGGCAUCCCAGGAUGAAGAGGAGGAGGCACAAGAGCCCAAACAGAAGAAGAGAAAACAGUGAGCUUGACUCACUUUGGUCCCUUUCUCCAAAUUCUCCCUCAGAUUUCCAACUUGACCAGUCAUGGAACAAUGCUCUGGUAGUUGUGUGUUUGGCCUGUUUUUCUGAGUUCAGCCCCAAAUACAUUAUCUUCCUUUGGUUAGCGAGCCUCUUGUGCUUUCGAUGAUUUGAUAGACAUCCAAGGCCUCACCUGUUAAAAGUUUGUACACACUAUAAUUAUCUCCUGUGUAUCUAAAAAAAAUAUGUGGAUGUCUCCUGUAUUUCCUUUAUAACUGUUAUUAAAGUUACACUCUGGUUGCACUUUA